Messenger RNA from Saccostrea cuccullata (small rock oyster), 2671 nucleotides. Its product is annotated as ADP-ribosyl-[dinitrogen reductase] glycohydrolase-like. The record is from RefSeq and is a predicted model, not a curated record. NCBI's taxonomy places the organism in Eukaryota, Metazoa, Mollusca, Bivalvia, Ostreida, Ostreidae. The transcript has 9 exons. Bases 99 to 1172 code for a protein of 357 amino acids.
UAUUUUUUUAAUUUUAGGCAGUUGAUUACCGGGGUAUAUUGAUUUAAUAUUUAACCUAUGUGGAUUAAACAUUGAUAUAUCCUGAUACUUUUGUGGACAUGGCGACUUUGAAUAUACUUGGCCCUGAGUUACAAAGUCAUAUCAGGGCUGUGUUAUAUGGACAGUGUGUUGGGGACGCUCUUGGACUUCUGACAGAGUUCUUAACCAAAGAUGAGGCAAAAGAAUAUUUUGGGAAAUUGAAGGACAAUUUGGAGUAUAAACACAAGUCCCUGGUGGACAACCCCCAUCAGAGUCGCUGGAAGGAGGGCGACUGGUCAGAUGACUCCGAUCAGAUGAUUAUAAUAAUGAUGUCCCUCACAGACAACAAUGGAAUGGUGAAUCAUAAAGACAUUGCCCACCGAUUUCUGGACUGGAUGAAGAAGGGAUUUCCUGAGUUGGGGGAUUUUGUUGGAAUGGGAAUUGGAAAAACAACCGACCGUGUUCUACACCACAAAAGUUACCUAGAUGAUCCUUACACAGCGGCGGAGAGUGUAUGGAGGGAGAGCCAGUGUAAGGUGGCCCCUAAUGGAGCUGUGAUGAGGACCAGUAUCCUGGGGGUCCACAGGUUUCAUGACCUAGAACAGGUGGCCAGGAACGCAGCAGAUGUGGCCAGAAUCACUCACUUUGACCCAAGAUGCCAGGCCUCUGCGGUUGCUGUGUCAGUUGCUUUAGCAAUAAUGUUGCAGAAGAAAGAGAAGCACUUUGACAGAAGGGGUCACUACAAUGUUGGCGCCAUCAUUAAGGAUAGCUAUGAUAUUGCCGUCAGAUACAUUGAGGACAAAGAACAGAAACAUGAGCUACUGACCUACAUGAAGUGUUCAGAUAUAAAACAACUAAAACUAUCAGGACCAGAGAUUGGUUACACGUUCAAGACCAUGGGCUCUGGAUUCUGGGCACUCAAGCAGAAUGAUUUCCGCAAAGCCAUCACAAAGAUUGUCAUGCAGGGAGGAGAUGCUGAUACCAAUGCCUCUGUUGCUGGAGCUCUUCUGGGGUGUAAGCUGGGACUCGAGGCCAUUCCUCAGACAUGGACGGAGAAUCUUAAACAUAAAGAGUGGCUCGACCAAAAAAUGGACAGGUACUUUUCAAUGAUCAAUGAGGGCAAUGUUGGGACAGAGGAAAAACCAAGUUCAUAAAGUAGAAUAUUGGAUGUUAGUGUUAGUGCGAUAUUUGGGAUCAGUGCAAUAUUGGAUAUCAGUGCAGUAUUGAACAUCAGUGCAAUAUUGGACAUCAGUGCAAUUUUGGACAUGUCUCUAUUUGUUUUUUUUUUCUUGGAGACGAAGACUGGAUUGUUCAACAAAGUACAGGUGAUCAUGUUCAUGAUUGGACUCUUAUUUCUUUAGUGUGAGAUGUGUAAUUUAAUGUAUAUUGCCAAUUUAAAGCCACGGCUAAUUUUCAUGUUUUUUAUUAUCUACUUUUUUUAUUUAUAAGCGAAAGGUAAUUUUUAAGUCCAUUUUUUUUUAUUAUUGUUGCAUAUUACCUUUGAUAAAGGCAAGAAAAAAAAAUUGCUAGGAAUCUCAUGUAAUCAUAUGAAAAUGAAAUUCUUGUGAAGAUAUUGUGAUUAACAGUACAAAUGCAUUAAGCAAAACUACAAGUUCUUCAGAUUUUGGAUCUUGUCCUUUUGGUAUUUGCAUGCAGCAAAUAAUUUGAAUAAAGAAUGCUUUUUUUAGAUAGGAUAUAGAAAAGAUUUUUAUUUCUUUAAAUGAGCCCUUCAAUAAACAGACACUGGUCCUACGUUUUUAUUUGAAGUCAUUAUAUUUCAACAAAAUAACAGCUGAUUAAAUCAAAAUUGUAAAACCAAAGAAUCACAAAUCAUUUAACAUUUUAGACAAGACAUUUUAGCUCAAUUGUUCCUAAAGGAGGACUUUUUAUGUAUUUCUUUUAAACUUUUUGACCUUUAACGAAUUUUUGCUUUUCUUUACACCAAAGUGCUCAGGUUUAUAAUUUAUCUGCUCACAUUCAUUCUGACUUGCAAAUAAAUCUCUCAUCGACAUUCAUAAUUCAAACAUUAAAAAAGUGAACAUAGUCAACAAUCUGGUAGAGGUAACAUAAGGAAAAGUAAAUAUAAUAAAAGGCAAACUAAUUUAGAAUCACUAACAUGUAAGAAAAAAAAAUAUAAGAAAUAUAUUUUGUUGUACUAAAGUGAGCAGUGCUAGAUACGCUCAAUCUCAAUUAUACGUCUUAAAUUUCAUUAAAAAUAUUGCUCAUAUAUCAAUGAUUCCAUUUGAUCGGCUUAGAUAUCAAAGAAUCCUAUUUUCCUGCUUAUGUUUUCAAAGAUUAAUUUUGUCCUACUCAUGUUAUUAAAGAUUUUUUUUGUCUUGGUCAUAGAUCAAAGACUAUUUUCGACCUGCUGAUAUGUCAAAGAUUCAUUUUGACCUAAUUAUAGACCAAAGACACUUUAUUACGUGACACUAUGUGAUCAUAAAUCUAGAUCAUUUCUGCAAGAUCAAGAUCAUUUGUAGGAAAACUGAGUAUUUUUGUCUUAUCCAUAACUUUGCUGUUGACAACCAGUUAAAAAUACUUAACACAGAAGGCUACAUUCAAAAUCAUAUAAUUAAGUUCGUAUUUAGUAUAUUGUAUUGGUGAUAAGAAAACACACAUUUCCUUUUUUUCACCUAGUGCUUCCAGCCUCAAU